GAAACAGAUGGACGAAAUUCGUAAACAGCUGAGGGAGCAGAGUCAGUCCCUGGGAGGAGUGACCUUGAACCCCAUCAAUGAGUACCUCACCCCUCAGGAAGCAGCUGAUGCAGCAAAGUUUAAAAAGGUUAAAAGAAAGUAAGGAAAAUCAGAAAGAAAGAAUCACUAAAAGCAGAUGACCUUCUUCCUCUGCCAAAUCAAGGUCAGGAGGACACAGAUUAUGGGUCAAGGAAAAGAGGGAGGGGUUACAUGCAAGAGGAGGAGGAGGCUGCUGAGGGUCAGACAGGGUAUGAGAACGGUUAUGGUGGGGGUGGGGGCAUGACGGCUCCCAUCGUGAUCGACUAUGCCCACGGUCACACAGCGGUCAGUGUUAAUGACCAGCCAAUGGAGGUCACAGAACCAGAGGAAGAGGAGGACUUGGUUGGUCCAGAUGAGGAUCUCAGUAAUGUUGUAACAGAGGAAGAUGAGGCAGAGAAGGAGUUACACUCGGCUCUGUCUAAAGGCAGGAAAAUCAAGCAGAGGAAAGAUGCCUCAGCUGUCGUCAAGGUAGCAGAGUAGGUACUCUUAAAAGCCAAGUCAGAGCCUGAGGAAGAAGAGGAAACCCCCAGGACGGUAACAUUAUCCUCAAUGCCAACUGAGUUCUGUAGAACCCUGGGGGGUGUUCCUACGUACGGCCAAUCAGGGAACAGAGAGGAAGACCAGGAGGAUUUCAUGGAUUUUGAGAAAGAACUUGAAGAACGAAGGAAAAAAGAAGAUGAGGAACAAAUGUCAGGUUGGAAUGUUGUUGAAAUUGACGAAACACCUGUCAAUAUCACUG
Saccostrea cuccullata (small rock oyster) is the source of this 817-nucleotide messenger RNA. RefSeq lists its product as uncharacterized. Bases 250 to 558 code for a protein of 102 amino acids. The transcript has 6 exons. The record is from RefSeq and is a predicted model, not a curated record. Lineage: Eukaryota; Metazoa; Mollusca; Bivalvia; Ostreida; Ostreidae.